Messenger RNA from Sesamum indicum (sesame), 387 nucleotides. RefSeq lists its product as uncharacterized. NCBI's taxonomy places the organism in Eukaryota, Viridiplantae, Streptophyta, Magnoliopsida, Lamiales, Pedaliaceae. The record is from RefSeq and is a predicted model, not a curated record.
AUGGUCGAAGGAUCAUCUAUAAAAAGUCAUGGGGUUAAGAUGCUAUCCCUAGUGGAGAAGCUCAAAGACCUCAAAGUUGGGCUUGACAAUGACACGUACAUUGACAUGAUCCUUCAGUCACUUCCUCCGUCUUACGACCUGUUUAUUAUUAACUACAACAUGAACGUACUUGAGAAGUUUAUUCAUAAGUUAACAAAUAUGAUGGACCAAUACGAGGCGACGACGCACAAGUCUAAACUGGUGGUACUAGUAGGAGAGGCUUCAACCUCCAAAAUGAAAGGCAAGAGAGCCAAACGCUGGAAGAGGAAGAAGGGGAAGGGAAAAGUUAUCGCAGCUACUGGUAGCGCUCCGAGCACUCCUACGGUCCCAUGGGAAUGGGCAAAGUGA